AUGCGAGACAUCAAGAGCCGCCAGCACCCUGUCGCACGCGGACGAGGCAAGAGCUUCGUCAAUCGUGAGGUGGAAGAGGAAUGCGUCGCCCUUUCUUCUGCUUCUCAAGAACAAUACCAACUUGAAGCGCCUCCGGCAGGCUAUUACCCCUAUCAGCAAUGCUCGACGAGCAAUCCUCCAGCGUCACCACUGUCGCCAAUCGAGCUGUCCGCGCAGACUUCGUCGACGAGCGAGCCCAAGCCAACUGAGCACUGGGACCAGUUCCCCCUCGAGUACGAGGUCUGCUAUCGAAGGAACGACGACUUCCGAUGGUUAUACGAGGAAGCCGCCAUGGGCAUGACGAGCGAGCACCCUCCUGUAUUCGCCCAGGCGCACGACAUACACACCUCAAAUUACCUUCCUCAUCAGUAUCCGCAGUACGACCAAUCGUUCCACCAUCGAAAUUUGGCCCAACCCGUUUAUCCUUGGGCCUGGAGCCGCUGA
This is a messenger RNA of Coprinopsis cinerea okayama7#130, 483 nucleotides long. RefSeq lists its product as hypothetical. Bases 1 to 483 code for a protein of 160 amino acids. The transcript has a single exon. The record is from RefSeq and is a predicted model, not a curated record. NCBI's taxonomy places the organism in Eukaryota, Fungi, Basidiomycota, Agaricomycetes, Agaricales, Psathyrellaceae.